This is a messenger RNA of Zasmidium cellare ATCC 36951, 1200 nucleotides long. RefSeq lists its product as uncharacterized. Gene Ontology annotation, molecular function: flavin adenine dinucleotide binding; N,N-dimethylaniline monooxygenase activity; NADP binding. The record is from RefSeq and is a predicted model, not a curated record. The transcript has a single exon. Lineage: Eukaryota; Fungi; Ascomycota; Dothideomycetes; Mycosphaerellales; Mycosphaerellaceae. Bases 1 to 1200 code for a protein of 399 amino acids.
AUGCAAAGACAAGUUGAUGCGUUGGUUAUUGGAGCUGGAUUUGGGGGUAUCUAUCAACUGUAUUUACUGCUGAAGCAAGGACUAUCUGUCCAAGUGAUAGAUGCGGCUUCUGAUGUUGGCGGGACAUGGUAUUGGAAUCGCUAUCCGGGAGCGAUGAGCGAUACAGAGUCCUAUGUAUAUCGAUAUUCAUGGGAUAAAGAGGACCUCCAGCAGUACCCGUGGACUCAUCACUACGUCAAACAACCGGACGUUCUUGCAUAUCUCGAGCAUGUGGUGGAGAGACACGGCUUACGACCUUACAUGAAAUUCAAUACUGAGAUUCUAUCUGCCGAUUGGGAUCCCAAAGGACAAUGGAUCGUGCAGACCAACACAGGAGAGACCUUCGUCGCACACUAUCUCGUGACAGCGCUUGGACUACUCUCGAAGAUUCACUACCCAGAUAUUUCCGGGCUGGAUAGUUUCAGGGGCAAGCUUCUUCAUACAGCUGCAUGGCCUCGAGACAUGGAUCUCAAAAACAAGAGAGUAGGAAUCAUCGGGUCCGGCUCGACAGGCGUCCAAAUCAUCACAGAUAUUGCAAAAGACGUCAAAGAGUUGAUAAGUUUCCAGCGAACUCCGCAAUACACUGUCCCCAGCGGCGACAAGCCAGUGAGCCCAGAAUACCGAAAAUGGGUCAAUGAGAACUAUGAUGAAAUCGUGGCCAAGGUCAGAAACUCUACUGUUGGCUUUGGGUUCGAGGAGUCGACUCGCAUUACUUCAUCUGUAUCGGCAGCUGAGAGAGACGAAAUCUUCGAGAGCCUGUGGCAGCAAGGAAACGGCUUCCGCUUCCUGAUGGGAGGCUUCGGUGAUAUCUCGACAAACAGAGAAGCCAAUGAAGCGGCGUGCGACUUCAUCAAGAGGAAGAUCGCGCACAUCGUGAAAGACCCAGAGAAAGCGCGCAGACUGAUGCCAACAGAGCUUUACGCUCGAAGACCACUAUGUGACGGGGGCUACUACGAGCAGUUCAACAGAGAACAUGUUCAAAUCCUCAAUUUGAGGGAGAAUCCGAUCGAGGCAAUCACGCAUGAAGGGGUCUUGAUGCAAAAUGGAGAGAAAUUCCGGCUGGAUGUGCUUAUUCUAGCGACUGGUUUCGACGCUGUCGAUGGGAAUUACAAUCGAAUUCGCAUCAAAGGCGCGAACGGCGAGACUUUGAAGGACCAUUAG